Molecule: messenger RNA, 6665 nt
Organism: Zootoca vivipara (common lizard)
Lineage: Eukaryota; Metazoa; Chordata; Lepidosauria; Squamata; Lacertidae
Gene: SH3PXD2B
Product: SH3 and PX domains 2B
Biological process (GO): superoxide anion generation
Cellular component (GO): cytoplasm
Molecular function (GO): superoxide-generating NADPH oxidase activator activity; protein binding; phosphatidylinositol binding
Source: RefSeq, a predicted model, not a curated record
GCUCGGCGCUUCUGCGUGUUUGGCCUGAAAGCGCUGGCGAGCCGCGCGGUGCUCGUGGCCCUUUAAGAAGCCCGGGGAGCGGGGCUGGAUCAGAGAGCGCCAUAACCACACCGCCUGCGCCUGAGUGGGAUAGGCUGCUUUGGCAGGGAUGGGCUGGGAGGAGCCCUCCUGCAUCUACAAACUCUGGCCAGGGAAAAAGCGAAGGGGGUAGAACUGGGGGGAGGAGGAGGAGGAAGAGGAAGCAGAAGCAAGAAAGGGGAAGGGGGGACACAGGCAGGCGCCGAGGGUGCUGUGGGGCUCAGGCUCGCCUAUUCCUUAGCAGCACAAUCUCUGCAACCGCUGCGUUUAAAAGUUUUCUGCGCUUUGGGUCAGGAGCGUUGUCUGCGACGACCCUCCCGGAGGAGGGGUUUUUCAGUCUUAUCUUCCCCUCUACCCCCUCUCCAAGAUUUACACUCCUUCCCUCCCCCCUCCCGCUUUAUUUUGUUACUUGCUUCUGGGGUUCGGGUUGCAGAGGACCAGCGCUAUGCCCCGGAAGAGUAUCUUGGAGGUGAAGGUGCUGGACGUGCAGAAGCGGCGAAUUCCCAACAAACACUAUGUAUACAUUAUCAAAGUCACCUGGUCCAAUGGCGCCACUGAAUCAAUUUAUCGACGGUACAGCAAGUUCUUUGACCUGCAGAUGCAAAUGUUGGACAAAUUCCCAAUGGAAGGAGGACAGAAGGACCCUAAGCAAAGAAUCAUACCCUUUCUGCCAGGCAAGAUCCUCUUCCGCCGAAGCCACAUCCGUGACGUUGCCAUCAAGCGUCUUAUACCCAUUGAUGAGUACUGCAAGGCUCUGAUUCAGCUGCCACCAUAUAUCUCUCAGUGCGAUGAAGUUCUUCAGUUCUUUGAGACAAGACCAGAAGACUUAAAUCCCCCCAAAGAGGAACCGAUUGGAAAGAAGAGAUCUGGACUUAUCCAGAGAACGGCUUCUUUCCUUCUGAGAGGUGGAGAUUUGGCAUCUGCGGAUCCCAUGUUCCUGGAGCAGUAUGUGGUGGUGGCAGAUUACCAGAAGCAAGAGAGCUCUGAGAUUAGCUUGUGUGCUGGCCAAGUGGUGGACAUAAUUGAGAAGAACGAAUCUGGCUGGUGGUUUGUGAGCACAUCAGAUGAACAAGGAUGGGUCCCAGCUACAUGCUUAGAAGUUCAGGAUGGAGCCCAGGAUGAAUUUUCAAUGCAACCUGAAGAAGAGGAGAAGUAUAUGGUCAUUUACCCCUACACUGCUCGGGACCAAGAUGAAAUGAACCUGGACAAAGGGGCUAUUGUGGAGGUGAUCCAGAAAAAUCUGGAAGGAUGGUGGAAGAUCAGGUAUCAGGGUCAGGAGGGCUGGGCCCCAGCAUCAUACCUGAAAAAGGGGAGCGGUGACAUGCUUGCUCCAAAACUGGGAUCUGCCACUUCUGCCCACUCCUAUGCACUAGACCUGGACGGAAUCUCCCGGCAGCAGAACUCGACAGGCCGAGACAAGGAUGGGCCGAACAACCAAAGAGAUGGAAGGUUUGAGGGUCGCCCAUUGCCAAAUGUGGACUUUAGGCGAAAGUCACCAAAGAUGAGACAGAGACCCCCUCCUCGUCGAGAUCUCACAAUACCCCGUGGCCUUAACCUGCCUAAGCCUCCUGUGCCCCCGCAAGUGGAAGAGGAGUAUUACACUAUUGCUGACUUCCAGACUACCAUCCCGGACGGCAUCAGUUUCCAAGCAGGAAUGAAAGUAGAGGUCAUUGAGAAGAACCUGAGUGGUUGGUGGUACAUCCAGAUAGAGGAGAAGGAAGGCUGGGCUCCAGCUACUUUCAUUGACAAGUACAAGAAAACUAGCAACGCAUCUAGACCUAACUUCUUGGCACCACUGCCGAAUGAAAUGGCGCAGCUCCGGCUUGGCGACCUUAUGGCAGAGAGCAGCUCUAAUGGAGAAGCCUUUGGGCCGUCCAGGCCUCUGCCUGAAGCACCACCCAAUGACAUAGACAGUGCAGGGAAAUGGAAAGUGAAGGAGGUUUCCAAGGGCUCCCAGCCAGAGAUCAGUGAUGCAUCUCUCUCUGUGGGGUACGAGGAGAUUUGUGACCGGGAUGCCGAAGAGAAGCCAAGCCUCCCUCCAAGGAAGGAAUCCAUAAUUAAAUCCGAAGAGGAGUUGAUAGAGAGGCAGCGGUUGGAACAGAGGCCACCUCCAAAGCCUCCUGGCAUGAUUUUGCCUGCGAUUCCCCCCAAGCAGGCUGUCCCCCCUCCAAGGGACAACAGGAAGCCGGAGCUCAAAACAGAGAAGGGGAAACUGUUCCAGCUGAAAAACGAAAUGGGGCUAGAGUGUGGGCACAAGGUGUCUCCCAAAGAGGUGAAGAAGCUGAACCUUCGGCCCACUGUUAAGCCUGCCAAGCCAAAAGUUGAGCCCCCGGAGGACAAGCCUGACCUCGGGACCCCCAACCCUUUCCUGAAAUCAAAGCCUCAGGUCAGACCCAAGCCAGCAGCAGCCCCUAGGACAGAUCCCCCUCAGGGAGAUGACAAACUAGACAUUUGCAACCUGAGGAGCAAACUCAGACCUGCCAAAGCGCAAGAGAAGCCUUCUGAUCAGGACCCCAUGGCUAGCGAGAGUGCCUUCAGUAACAAUGCACUUCCUGUGGAAUCUUCCGUCCGGUCUCAGGAAAGGCCAACUGUGGAGAUGAGGCCUCCAUCCAGACCAGACAGCCAGGUCUUCAAGGAGGCUGCUUCAUCCAAAGUACCUCUUGGCUCCGAUUCCAAGGGUAGCUUUCCAGCUUCCAGGGAACCACCUCAGCGGCCCAUAGUACCACCCAGGAGGCCGCCUCCUCCCAAGAAAGCCUCCGCACCAUCGCCUGCAUCUUCAUUUGCCCCCUCUCCAGAAAAUAAAGGUCCACAGAGGGAAGUGCCUGAACUGAGAGCUGCCUCUGUGCCUGGCAGGCCGAUGAUGGUUCCACCAAAAGCCAAAGGUUUCCUGCCAGCUCCGUGCCAAGAUGAUGCCAAAGUGAAAAGCGGCCUAGGCCCAAAGGGAAUUCCCAAGCCUGCGGAGAGGGAGAGAGGAUCCGUCCCCAUCACCAGUUCAGACGUCUCCAGAGAAGCCCUCUAUGUGGCUGUGGCAGAUUUUGAUGGCGAUGAAGAAACCAGCAGCUUUAAAGAAGGGACCUUGUUUGAAGUCCGAGAGAAGAACAGCAGCGGCUGGUGGUUCUGCAAGGUCCUUGCUGGCGCACCAUGUUGGGAAGGCUGGAUUCCUUCCAAUUAUCUCAGAAAAAAGCCAUAAACCCCUCCAUUUGUCUUCAGAUUAAGCAGCAGCUCAACAUUCCCCAUAUUAGUAUCAAAAUAUUUAAUUAGUUUAUUUAUAGUUUUUCAUAAGGCUGGCUCUAUUAUUAUUAUUUUUUUAAGUAUCUGGGAUACCAUACAUUCCAACUUGUGUCAUUUCCAAGAAAGAAUAGCAAGAGAAACAGGCCUUCAUAUUAGUGUAGUUUUGCUACUGUUGCUACUCUUGGCAGCUCAUUCCCUAAAUACUUUUUAAUAGGUUAAUUCACAGAGAGACACACACAAUUGAUCCCUUCCCCAGCCUCCAUGUGGUUUAGGUCCACAUGCCCCUCACAGGGCUGGCUGAUAAAAAAAGUGUUCUUUAAAAUUGUCUCUCAAGUUCUGGACCACACAGUAGCAAACCAAACGCCUGCGCACACACGCACACAUGGUAGAAUGUAAAAACCUGGGAGAUUAUUUUUUUUUCCAGCUUGGUAAGGAAAUGGAAGUGAGUCCCACUAACCAAUGAAUGGAAUUGAGAAAUUGAAAAGCCGCUGUUUGUGCUGAGUUCCCUUGUUAAAUUCCAUGUGCCACAUUUUGCUGUUAUUCAGAUGCUAAUAGGCCUCUGAAUAAGUAAAUUGAUGUUCCGGGAUAUGCCUAGGUGGAAAGGCCUGUCCAAGUAGCUGCUAAGAGAUCCUUUCUAGCCUUGUAUAUCUUUUGCCCCAUAUUUGAGCAAUCCUUCUGCCACUGUAGGUCCCACAUUAAUGCCUCUUUUGAAGUCUCUUGCGCUGACCUCUUUGUAUAGGCUCCCCUCCCAGUAUUAUAGUCUCCUUUUAGUAAAUAAAGCAGAUAUUAUAUUAGGUUAUCCAUACUGUUCCGCUGUAAGGUUUCAAAUAACUCCUAAGACCUCCUGGCAGGAGGAUUGCUAGCAGAACAAAGUGCUGCCUCUUCAGGGACAGAUUGCAUAGCUGCAUUCACGCCUAUACGCCAGUAGAUCUCUAGUGCUGUCCUAUCAUGAUUCCUCAGGUCUGGUAGAUGACAGCUGCCAGGAUGGUAGCCCUCCAGUGGGUGCUAAUAAUUUAUACUGCAAGGCUUUCCAACCUGGAAGUAACAUCUAGAUUUCACGAGGGACGGAGGUUUUGCUGUACCCCUCCCCAUUUUAUCUAUUCCUUACCCAUUUGCCUGUGUGAGCCUUUUCAAAAAGCAUGUUUCUCGCCCAUGUGUUGAUUUGUAGGGUGGAGAGCGGGGAAUGUGGAUGUUAUGCAGAGAGGCUAAAACAAUAGUUAUUGGGGCAGUGUGAGCUGUUCUGACUUCUCUGAGAGGGAAGGCAUGUGUCUGAUCCUGGCCUCUUUAACUACGGACCAUGGCAGUUUUCUGUGAUGCCAUGGAAAUGGCUCUCAUGAGAGGAGGGCUGGGUUCAGAGCACAUUGUGCUUAAUACGACACAUGUAUAUUUUGAAGCAGUGGUCAUGAGGCAUCAGAGAAGGAAAUACCAAAUGUGCAUUUGGAAAUAUAUAUGUCUUCAGGUACUUUGCCCCCCUUUCAUUUAAUACAUGUGUAUGUAUAUUCAUCUCCAGGGUGUGAAAAAGCCUCCUGCUCUCAGUCUUAGAUGUUUCAAACUUACCGUACCAUCACUGCAAUGGAUCAGUGAUUUUAUUUUCAGAAAUAUAAACCUGGAUAGAUUCACUGCUGAUCUAACAGUAAAAAAAUAAAUAAUCAUGUUUGCAUUGGCAAAGAGAGGGUCAGUGACUUCCCAUGUGUGUAUUAUUGGUGUAAGUCUCCCUAGUUUGACCUCCCAUGGGCUGAACCCCACUUACCUGCUUUAAUCAGGUAGUAUGCAGAUUUAACUUAAGCCAACCUUCCCCAAUUGAGUGCCUUCCAGAUGUUGAACCACAAUUCCCGUCAUAUGAGCCCCAGCCAGUAGGGCUAAUGGUUAGGGAUGGUGAGAACAUGCAGCUCGACACCUGGAGGGUACCAGUUCGGGGAAGGCUGGCUUGUUAAAUCUGCAUACUGCCAUAAAUCUUCCUAUAUAAUGGUUAUUUUUUAAAAUGGAGGAUUUAGGAGUCCAUCUCCUAACUUUGCUUUCUGAAAAUCAGCACUUGAAGUUCACAUCAUGUCAUUUUCCCUAAAGGCAUGUUGCUUUGGUCCCAGCUUAGAUACAGGUACUGUCCUUUUAGUGCUGUAGUGUUUCUUCUGUCUAUCCCUUAGAUCAGCGGUAGCCAACAUGGUACCCUAAAUGUUGUUGGGCUACAACUCCCAUCACCAGCUUCAAGCAACUUCAAGCAUCUUUUGAGGAUGCAAAUUAUCUAGAUCCGUUCUAGUCUGGAUUCUGGCUUGGUUUGGAGACAGAUCAGCCUUGGUUGCCCUGAUAAAAUACCAUUGUCUAGAGAAGGAUGGGGGAGUGUGACCAUGUUACUCCUUUCUUGAUCUCUGUGAUGUUUGAUACCAUCCGCUAUGGUGUUCUUGGACUGGCUCUGACAGAUGGAACUUGGGGGCAUGUUCUUCAGUGGUCCGUUCCUACCUUGAGAGCCUGUUUCAGAGAGUAGCACUGGAAGAUUGCCUGUUAGCUUCCUGGCAGUUAUGUUAAGAGGUCCCAAAGGGUACCAGCUUGUCCCCAGUUCUGUUUAAUGUCUAUAUGAAGCCUUUGGGUGAGGCCAUUAGAAUAUUUGGAGCUAACUGCCAUUGAUAAACUGAUGACACCCAACUCUUUCUCUUUGGCAUUUGAGUCAGGUAUGGUGUGCAAGCCCAGAGCCAGUGCCUGGACUCAGUGGUGGGUUGAUAAACUGAAGCUGAAUCCUUGUAAGACUCAGGGCCCUGUGCGUGUGUGCACCUACUGUCCAGGAUAAAGGUCAGUUACCUGCUGUAGGUGAGGUUGCACUUCCUCUGAAGGGACAGGUAUGUAGUCGGAGUGCUGCUUGAUCCAUUGUUGCCACUGGAGGCUCCAGUACCUUGGAAUGCUUGGUAGUUUUGGCUGGUGUGCCAGCUAUGGCUGUUUCCGGACAGGGAUAGCUUAGCUUCAGUGGCCCAUCCAGUGGUCCCCUUGCAAUGGAAUUGCUGCAAUGUGCUCUGUGUAGAGCUUGUGUUUGGUUGGGAAGCUGCAACGGAUGCAGAAUGUGGAGUCACAGCUUAUGGCCAGGGUUGCCUUCUGGAGGGAACUGCACUGGAUGGCAAAAUGCUUUACGGGACCAAAUUUAAGAUUUUACUGUUAAGCGUAUAAAGCCCUAAACAACCUGGUUCCAGGGUAUCUGAGACAUCACCGUAUCCUCUAUGUACCUGUAUGUUCACUGCAGUAUUUUAUUUUUUAAAAACUGUGUUUUUACUUUUAUUUUAUUUUUUGUUUUGUUGUUGUAUACUGUUAUAGUAUUUUGUAACAUUCAGCAGUUAUCAGUAUUCCAGAAUUAAUUAAUAAAUCGGUUAAACCAA